Molecule: messenger RNA, 4246 nt
Organism: Aphis gossypii (cotton aphid)
Lineage: Eukaryota; Metazoa; Arthropoda; Insecta; Hemiptera; Aphididae
Product: bicaudal D-related protein homolog
Exons: 7
Coding region: 557-2845 (762 amino acids)
Source: RefSeq, a predicted model, not a curated record
CGCCGCUCGACGGGGAAGGGGUGAAGGUUGCGGCCGCCGAGCGGAGGCGACAGCGUCGGCCGCGGCUGUUACGGUUCGCCGAGCAGCGGUGACGGUGGCACGUCGCCUUUGGAAGGAGAAGUCGAGGCCGCCGAGAGGUUUCUUUCUCUCGCCGCUGAACUCUCCUGCCCCCCCUCACGGCCAACGGCCGUAGUAUUCGCAGGCGUCACGCGCGGUCGGCAGCCGCUUCGGUCAUACCGACGGUACGCGCAGCGGCGGUAGAUUGUGCGGCAGAUCCGUUUGUGCAGCAGAGUUUUCCGCGAUCGUCCAGCUGCGAUCUCAGAGAAAAAAAGUUGUCUGUAAGUAAACGCGCGAAAAUUCCAUCGAAAAGCCGCUGCUCUUAGCUGCGCGCCUUGUUCUACCCUCUGGUCGUGUGCAGUCCUCGCGUCACCCCGCGACCGCGUCUGCACCACCGCCGUCGUAGAUGGCCGCCGCACCGUCCGCGACUCGCGUGAAAAACGAUUUCGGUUGACUUUAUAGCCCGCGAUCCGCGAACUCGGUGACGACGACCAUCGCGAUGGCCGCAGCCGUGGCCACCACCACUCCGCCGACGGCCGACAAUCGGUGCGUGGGCGGCGGCGAUCCGUCGGCCGCGAUCGCGCGACAUCAGACCGCCGUACCGCUGCCGUCGGCCGACAUUCCGACCCUGACGUCUUCGGCGGGCAGACGGCGGCGGCGGUCGAGAGCGAACGACCCGAAUUCGCACGCGUCUCGGAGUUCGACUAGCAGCUGCUCGUCGUCGCCCGUAACGUCGUCCGACGACGACGAGGACGACGACGAAGUCGGAGGAGGCGGCAUAGGCGUCAUGGACGGCGUGGAAGCCGAGUUUGGCGGACGCGGCGUGGUCGGCGUCAAGCCCGCGCCGGUGGCCGCCAAGCGGCUCAAGGACCUGCAACAGCAGCUGGUCGAUCUGGACGACUUGGAACUGUUGGACCGACAUCUGGCCGUCGACGGCGCGACCGGCGACCCUUCGGCGGAGGACGGCGGAAUCGGCGGCGUCACCGGCAUGGUGGCCGAAGAGCUCAGGCAGAAGAACAAGGACCUGGUGCUGGCCGCUCGUCUGGGCAAGGCCCUGUUGGCCAAAAACGACGAACUGUCGCUGAUGAACGAGCGGCUGGCCGAAGAGUACGGCGACAAGCUGGAGGAGAUCGAACAGGACCGCCACCGGUUGCGCAGGCAGUUGGCACAGUCAAAGGCCGAGUGCGAACAACGGUGCCAUGAGCUGCAGGCCGAUCUCAGGGACCUGCAGGCGGUGCUCGACAGUCGGGAACGUCAACUGCGCGAGGCGGACAAACAGAAACGAGCCGUGGUCCGAGAGCUCACGGACCAGAAUGGCAGGUUGCAGUCGCACAUCAGAGAGCUCUCCCAAGCAGAAGCAGAACUCCGGCACAAAUGUCGUCUUCUGGAAGACGCACAACAGCCACAACACGGCAGCGGCAAAUGGACAGGGAUCGGAGGAGUUGGAUCGCCGGCGUCCAUGACCAACGGCGGUUCUACCACCGAUUACGGGUCGCUAACGCCGGACGACUACCGCAGCCUAGACGUGCUGCGUGAUGAGAUUGAUAUGAAAGCAGCCGAGAAACAACGGCUACAGAAAAGGAUGGCUGAGUUGCGGGCUGACCGUGAUCGAUUGGCCGAACUUCUCGAACUUAAAGAUCGUCAGUUAGCCGAGUGUCGGGCAGAGGCGAACCAUUACGAGCACAGAUCGGCGAUGUUGGCCAAGCAGUUGGACGACGCGCUGUCGGGCGAUUGGAGAGGACGGGGCGCGAAGUGCUCUUCGUGCAGCGGUCAAGCCGGCGGCGUGGCGGCGGCGUCCCGCGGGGCGAACGGCUCCGGCGGGACCGAAUCGCAGCCGAUGUCGCUGUUGGCCGAGCUGGAACAAGCCGAGGCGGCCAGCACGCAGUCGGCCGCUCGCCCGCAGCCGGCGCCGAUGGUCGACGUGGACCUGUCGACGGCGGAGCGACGGUUCGACGACCACCUAAACGACUUCGGAGCGGACGCCGAACGGUUGGUGACCCGUCUGUGCGACGCGCUCGAGCGUCGGGCCGGUCACGCGGACGCCGUUUCGCCGGAGCUGUCGGCCAGCACCAGGUACCGGCUGCUGAAGCUGAUGGGCUGUAGCGGCGGCGGUGACGGUAGCGCUGCGGCCGGCGUCAAGUCCGCGGGAGCCGUCGACCUGGCGGAGCUGGUCCGCAACCGGGACGGUCGGGUGGCCGAGCUCACGUGCGAGUUGUCCGUGAGAGACGCGGAACUGCAGGCGGCUCGCGAGGAACGUGAUCUGGCGGUGCGGGACAAAAUGGACGCGAUGCGGAUUAAGUGCGCCCGAUGCGGUGAUGCGGGCGGCGGAGAACCCGCCGACGACACUUCCGGAUCCGGCACCGACGAGAAGGACGCGUCUUUGAUCCCGGAACUGUUGAGGAAAGCGUGGGAACAGCGGGACGGAGCGGUGCGGCGGAAAAACGCAGUGCAGGUACAGCUGGCCCGGACCCGGGUGGACGUGCUGCAGGCCAACGGUCAACUGAUGGAGGCCAUCGGACAGAAGGUGGAACUCAGUCAACAAUUAGAACAGUGGCAGAUGGACAUGCAAGCUCUACUCGACGAGCAAAUGCGCAGGAAACUGCUUGCUCCUCCGGCUCAGUCUUCGGGCGCCGGUGCUCCCGAACUCGGUGGCGGAAACCAGCAAAAGUGUUCCGGUACCGGAGGAUUUCCGUCGAUGUCGGCCUCGAGCUUGGGAAGUCUCGGGUCGUCGGGACUGAUGAACUCGUUGUUGAUGAUCGCAGGCGGCGGAGGUAACUCGAACAGAUGACCCGGCGAACAAUUCAAUAAUUUAGUGUUUAUUAUAAGAUAAAUGACGGUCGUGGACCGUUUGCCUUUAGACAAUAAUAUAAAAUAUCGUAAUAAUAUUUGUAUAAAGUUAUAGUGGAUCGAGUUCGCGUAUAUUAGUCAUAUAACGCAUCCGAUUGACGUUUGAAACGGGCGAACGACGGUUUUGAACUAUUGUUUUUUUUCUAUUAUUUUCGAUUCGACUUACUUAUAAUAUAAUAUUAUGUAUUAUAUAUAUAACAAUGAGAUUUACGACUUGCCGUUCAUCAUCAACUCACAAUCAACCCGUGAAUGCUCGUUAUUAUACCUACUAUAGUUGGUGUAUAGUUUUUAUUUCCCAAGUCUGCGUCAAGUUCACACAAAUUUCAAACUAUGAGAUACCUAAUAAUAAUAUGAUAUCUUUGGAAUCGUGAAUAUGAGUCAUUUUUUAAAAUUAUUUUGGUCUCUGAUCGUGUCAUAGACCCCCCCUUUGCGGAAAAUUUAUUUGUGAUUUAUGUAUAUAUAUAUAUAUAUAUAUUAGGUAUGUCUGGCGGUUCGUUUCGGUUUAUUGAAUUAUAUAUAUUUUAGACUGCAGUGUAAUGCUGCAAAACCUAGUACAAAAUAUUUAUAACAAAAGUUACCUCAUCACGUGAGCACACUCGUCGAUAUGAUAUUAUACGUCGUUAUAUAUUAAGUAUAGGGUGGAGAAGUUUUAAGAUUUAUCCGAAUUAUUACUUACAUAAUAAGAGACUAAAAACUCGUUGAGAACUUUCAUAGGUCGAUGUAAACCUAUCUCAGCGUAUAUUUACUUCGUUUUCAAAAAAAAAAAUAAUAACCAGAAUUCGUUAACAAUUGUUAUUUUUGUAACCAUUAUUAUAUAGUAUAAUAUUGUGCGUUUAAAAUCGUGACAUAUUAUAAUUAUUUUAUAAAAUGAUUACGAUCUUAUACUGUUUUCACUUUUGUCUUUUAUAUAAUAUUACCUGUAUCAAUUAUAUACCAUUUUUGUUGUUUUUUUUUGAAAAUAAAAAAAUGUAAUAGUUUUACAAGUGGGUAAUUAUUAUUAUACAUAUUAAUGACACAAAUCGCAGUUGGUAUAUUUAUAAUUGUUAAAUUGUUUUUUAAUAAGUACACACAUUUUUUUCCAUCAGACGUAUAGUUUAUAUUGUGCAAAUAAAAACAUGUUUUGGACGUCCUUUUUACUGCCCAUUUCGAUCCUAAUAAGCUUCUUUGCCCAAUAUUAGACUUAUCGGGUAUAGGUGUAUUGUACAUAAUUGAUUAACUAAUAUACUAUACUUUGUAAACUCAAUGUAUUAUUCACUACUUUAUAAAAACCUAUUAUAAGAAAUAAAGAUGUGUACACAAAACUAGAAACUAUGUAUUAUUAAAUAAAUAUAAUUAUAUUAUA